Messenger RNA from Harpegnathos saltator (Jerdon's jumping ant), 1199 nucleotides. RefSeq lists its product as uncharacterized. NCBI's taxonomy places the organism in Eukaryota, Metazoa, Arthropoda, Insecta, Hymenoptera, Formicidae. The coding region runs from base 103 to 426 and encodes 107 amino acids. The transcript is spliced from 3 exons. The record is from RefSeq and is a predicted model, not a curated record.
UGAACUACGUGCAGCCGAGGUGUUGGAUAAUCAAUACUAACGUGUGUCGUCAGUCUGGACCAAAAAGUGAUAUUGAAAGAGCAUAUAUCCUCGAUCGACAACAUGAAAACUACGGCACAUAACUGCAUGCCCGGUAACGCCAAUUUAUUCGGUGAAGAUUCAAUCGAAGAAAUCGCUGAGUCAGUGGAUGAGCUAAGAGAGAAACUCGCGAAUAUGAAAAAACUUAUGGAACAGCGGAAAGGCACGACACUGGGCGAAAUUAGCGCCCGCAAGAGGAAGGAGACUUCCGACAUAAUAGAUGGCAAUUUUUUGUCCUGGAUUUUUGGAUCUGCCCUUAUAGUGAUCCUAAGUGUGAGCUUCUAUGCUUUCUACAAUCUUUUCCUCGCAGUAUUGAGGAAGUUUCCAUCUCAUCAUACAGAAUUGUAAAAAAGGACCUUCUCAUCUUUCUCGUCGAUGAACUGCUCAAGAUGGUUUUCUCAGACUACUAAAGAAGUAGUGGAGUUUUUACCGUUAAACGAAUUCUGUAAGGUUCCGAAAUAGGUGAUGGUUCAAAGGUCUCCGCUAAGUCAGAGGUGAAUAUACGCGGCGGAUGUGGCAGAAUACCCCAUUUUUAAUGGGGUUAAAUUUUACCCCAGGUUUAAGUCACAAUAGACUUUGACGAGUCUGCAGAGAGGUAUGAAGUCUGGCAUUGGUCCCGUGGAAACGUAACGGCUUUCCGAAUUACCAGUUCCGUAACGCUUCUCCUCGAUUGUUUCUUUUCAACGAUUCAACCGGACACAGCGAAUCGCUUCUUAAAAUAUAUCUCAAAAUAGAUUCUCAAGAUAGAAAUGUAAAUGAUUAAAUUUCUCUCGGACAAAUCGUGAAACAUCCAAAUUAAUCAUUGCGAUUUGUAUUUCUAAACGCCAGUUCAGAAUAGGUUGCAAACACCAAUUAUGAGUUGCGAAGAAUGGCAACUACUAAUUACAAAGUGUUAUUUUCGGUCGUAAGACAGUUGCGGUUGCUAAAAGAGAGUUGCCCAACUCUUAACUUCUUGGCGACGGUAACCGGCAAUCGCAACUGUCUUUUACAAUCGAAAAUAGCACUUUGUAACCAGCAGUUGACAUCCUUCACAACUCGCAACUGGGUGUUUGCAACCUAUUCUGGACCGGGGUUAAAUGUCUUAUAACGCUCAUACGGGAUGUCUCAAAAAUACCGGAACC